Molecule: messenger RNA, 1059 nt
Organism: Pezoporus occidentalis (night parrot)
Lineage: Eukaryota; Metazoa; Chordata; Aves; Psittaciformes; Psittacidae
Gene: GJE1
Product: gap junction protein epsilon 1
Biological process (GO): cell-cell signaling
Cellular component (GO): connexin complex
Molecular function (GO): gap junction channel activity
Source: RefSeq, a predicted model, not a curated record
AUGCCCUGGUUGGUGGAGUCCCAGCUCUCCAGGACCGGGAAAGAGACAGCAGGGAACCAGGCUGGGGUGAUGGGCUGUACAGUGGGUACCACAAAGUGGGGUGAAAGGCUGCUCAGGCCACCAAUGGUAAUUGGCCAAUUCCACACUCUUUUCUUUGGUUCAGUUUAUAUGUUACUCCUUGGCAUUUGGGGCUUUGCUGUUCAUGGAAAUGAGGCCUUGCAUUUCAGCUAUGACCCAGAAAGACAGGUUAAUCUUUUCUGUUACUAGCUCAGGCCUAUAACUCUUGAGACAUACUUUUCUGCCGUAUUUUAGGUAUUCAGGGCGUAAGAACUGGUGAUUGUACUGGUACCUGGAGUACCUUUUCACGUUCAUGCUGCAUGUAAGAGCAUCAAACAGGAAGAUAUCUACCAAAAGUAAUUCUACGCUGUUUUUUGUAUCUUCUCUGCUUUCUCAAGGAUUAUCCUUGAAGCUGUCUGUCUUUGGCUUCAAAUUCAGCUCUCUGGUUUCAGAGAGAAUGCAAUCUACCUGCAUGAUGUGGGAGCGCUUGAAAAAAAGUUCAACAUUACUCAGUAUGUGGGACCAAAGCACUUUGCAAAGACCAUUUUUCUUAUUGCAAUGUACACAUUUACUGUGAUUACAGUGGUUUUUGUUGGCAAAAUUUUUGAGAUCUCAUGUAAAAGGCUAGGUUUGUCAAGAACUGUCACUCCCAGUCAUUUACUAACUUGUUCGCCUGCAGUUUUAUAACAAAAAACAUCUCCUGUCUUCUAUGCAGUGUUGCAGAAGAGAACCACCGUCAUUAUUACUGCUUGAGUAGUUAUCUGACACUUAUCCUCAUCUAAAAACUUCCACAUUGUGUAAAUAAACUUUGUUUCCAUGGCAAACCAAAGUCAAAAAGAUGAGAGUAACAUGUUUUCAUGACCUGCCACAUUUAAUAGUUUGACCCCAGAGGAGUAUCUGUGUGUGAACAGGAGGUUAUUUAUAAACGUAUUUCUAGUCACAGCUUUCCCAAACAUGUGCAAUUGGAGUGAAUCAUGUUAUUGACCUUCCAAGUAAAACUAU